Messenger RNA from Myripristis murdjan (pinecone soldierfish), 2733 nucleotides. RefSeq names its product actin related protein 8 (gene actr8). Lineage: Eukaryota; Metazoa; Chordata; Actinopteri; Holocentriformes; Holocentridae. The coding region runs from base 151 to 2085 and encodes 644 amino acids. The transcript has 13 exons. The record is from RefSeq and is a predicted model, not a curated record.
GUACCACGUGACAAAACACGGAAGUUGUGUCACAGACAUUCAGUUAAACUCGGUAGGGUUUUGGGUUGUUUUUUUACGGCUUCCUGAAGCAAUUCACAAGCUUUUAACAGUUUUUUGGGCCAAUUUAUUCGAAGAAGUCAAACUGCCGCGAUGACUCAAGCCGAGAAAGAGCAAGAAAACGGGAAGGAGAAAGAGAAAGAGCGAGAGAAGGAGAAAGACAAGGAGCAGCAGCGUGGAGUCAAAAGACCCAUCGCUCCUCCGGCCAUCCCGGAGCCCCUGCAGGACGCACAGCCGAUACAGAGCAACUUUGUGGUUGUUAUCCAUCCUGGUUCGAGGAUGCUCCGAAUCGGCCGGGCGACAGACACACUUCCAGUGACUGUCCCGCAUGUUAUCGCCCGCAGACACAAGCAAAGCGGGCAGCCCCGAUAUGAAGACCCCUGGCUGCUGAGAGAGGGUCUUAAUAAACCAGAGAGCAACGAGCAGAGGCAGAAUGGUCUUAAAAUGGUCGACCAAGCCAUCUGGUCCAAGAAGAUGUCCAACGGAGUGCGGAGGACGCCUGUGUCCGCUGAGCAGGCCAGGUCAUAUAACCGUCAGAUCCGUCCGGCUGUGCUGGACAGCAGCUCCAGGGUGAAGUGGACCAACACAGCGCACCAUCCUUUGCACCUGGUGGGGGAGGAGGCGCUGUAUGUGAACCCAUCAGACUGCUACAACAUCCACUGGCCCGUCGUCCGAGGCCAGCUGAACGUGCACGCGGGUCGCGGAGGCUCGCUGACCGCCGUCCUAGCCGACCUGGAGGCAAUCUGGAGUCACGUCAUUCAGAAGCACCUGGAGAUCCCCCUCAAAGACUUAAAGUAUUACAGGUGCAUCCUGUUAGUCCCUGACAUUUACAACAGACAGCACAUCAAGGAAAUGGUCAACAUGCUGCUGCUCAACAUGGGCUUCUCAGCGAUCAUCGUGCACCAGGAGUCGGUGUGUGCCACAUUCGGCAGUGGGCUGAGCAGUGCUUGUGUCGUGGAUGUAGGAGACCAGAAGACCAGCCUCUGCUGCGUGGAGGACGGAGUGUCCCACCGCAACUCCAGGUUGUGUUUGGCCUACGGCGGCUCAGAUGUGACCCGCAGUUUCUUCUGGCUCCUGCAGAGGGCAGGCUUUCCCUACAGAGAAUGUCAGCUGUCCAGCAGACUGGACUGCCAGCUGCUGCAGCAUCUCAAGGAGACCUUCUGCCAUCUGGAUCAAGACAUUUCAGGACUACAGGAUCAUGAAUUCCGCACACGUUUCCCAGAGGCCCCUGCUCUUCUCUACCAGGUCCGACUGGGGGAUGAAAAGUUACAGGCACCUAUGGGUCUUUUCUACCCAACCACGUUCGGCAUCGUGGGUCAGAAGAUGACAUCACUUCAGUACCGUUCCCAAGGCGACUCCGAGGACCCUCAUGAUGAGCACUACCUGCUGGGCACGCAGAGCAAGCAAGACCAGUCCUCCAAAUCCGCUGCAGACCGGAAGGCCCUGUCCAGACCAGGAGGAGGUUUGGAGGGUGAGAUGAGCGGUCAGGGAGGGAUGGGGGACUCCUCCGACCUACCCAGGGGUGGUGGCAGUGGUGGAGGUCCAGGCAGCCAGCUGGACAUGGAGCUGGGACCCAGUCAGGGCGAGUGCCUGAUGGGGGCAGGAGAGGUGGAUGACCCCCCCUCUGCACUGCUCUCCAGGAAGACGGCCAUCAUGAGCCAGUUUGAGAGCAAGGCGCUGGGCCUGGAUAAAGCCAUCCUGCACAGCAUCGACUGCUGUGCAUCGGAUGAGACCAAACGAAAGAUGUACAGCUCCAUCCUGGUGGUGGGAGGAGGACUGAUGUUCCACGGCGCUCAGGAGUUUCUGCUUCACCGCAUCAUCAACAAGAUGCCACCCUCUUUCAGAAGGCUGGUAGACAACGUGGAAGUCAUCACACGGCCAAAGGACAUGGACCCUCGCCUGAUAGCUUGGAAAGGGGGAGCGGUGCUGGCAUGUCUGGACACCACCCAGGAGAUGUGGAUCCACCAGAGAGAGUGGCAACGCUUCGGUGUCCGCAUGCUCCGUGAGAGAGCGGCCUUCGUCUGGUGAAACCGGACGCCUUUUACUGGAGAUCAGGAGAAAAACGCUGAGAAGAACGAGCAUGUUAUUUCUUCAUGCCUCCAAAGUAUUUUCUGUGGAAGGCAGACAAUCCAGAAAAGGUUCUGGAGUUAUUCCUAAACUUGGAGAAGUGAAAUGAAACCACCAUUUGGAAAGAUAAGUUACCACGCCUCUACAAAAUAACCAUGGACAUAAAUGUGAAACUCCCUUUGCUCUGUUAUUGAGGGCCUUUGCUUAGAUGAUAAAACCCGUUCAAACCUGUUGUUAAAUACUGAUCAGUAACCAUCAGGGAACUUUUUCUCCAAAAUGGUUCACACCACAAUGGAAUGAAAUAGUUAAAAUGGUUUUUGAGAAGUUAAGUGUUAAGCAGGACUGGGCAUCAUAGCACUACACACUGACAGCGUCACCUCAGUACCAUCAAGUUGACAGUUGUAGUUAGACAAUAUUCCUAAACUAUUUUUGUGUAUUGCUUGAGUCAUCAACCCAGAGGAAGUCAGUGAUUUUGUUUUUGUACUUGUUGAACAAUCUUGAGGAAGAGGUUGUUCGCAUAUUAAUAUUCUGUGAAUAUUAUUGUGCUUCUUCCAUAGUCAGACUCAUGUGGAUGUGUAUAACUGUGUAAAUAAAUGCUUGACAUUUCCA